Molecule: messenger RNA, 930 nt
Organism: Anopheles moucheti
Lineage: Eukaryota; Metazoa; Arthropoda; Insecta; Diptera; Culicidae
Gene: ND-24
Product: NADH dehydrogenase [ubiquinone] flavoprotein 2, mitochondrial
Exons: 5
Coding region: 109-828 (239 amino acids)
Biological process (GO): mitochondrial electron transport, NADH to ubiquinone
Molecular function (GO): NADH dehydrogenase activity
Source: RefSeq, a predicted model, not a curated record
AUUGGGUAACCAUCUGCUGUCAACAAAAAAGGAAUUUUGCGACUGACCAAUUGCUCUAGUCGUGGUAGAAAAUUUCAUCGUCCUAAUCGAUUGUCCGGAACCGCAGUAAUGUUGCGCUUGUUCGCUAACACCCUGCGACUCGGGGCCACCCGGCCUCUGAGCACGUCAACGGUGAAACUGAGCGACAACUUGUUCGUGCAUCGUGAUACGCCCGAGGAUAAUCCGAGCAUUCCGUUCGAGUUUACUGCAGAUAAUCAGAAGAGAGCCGAGGCCAUUUUGAACAUCUAUCCAGAGGGACACAAACGAGGUGCCAUGAUUCCGCUGCUGGACCUUGCCCAACGGCAGCACGGUUGGUUGCCAAUCUCGGCCAUGCACAAGGUAGCCGAUAUCCUGGGCCUGCCCCACAUGCGAGUGUACGAAGUGGCCACAUUCUACACAAUGUUUAUGCGAAAACCGACCGGAAAGUAUCACAUCCAGGUGUGCACUACCACCCCGUGUUGGUUGCUGGGAUCCGACGAAGUGCUAGAAUGUUGCAAGAAAAACCUGGGAAUUGGUGUUGGCGAAACUACUAAAGAUGGUAAAUUUACAAUCUCGGAAGUGGAGUGUCUGGGUGCUUGCGUAAAUGCUCCGAUGCUGGCAGUGAACGAUGAUUAUUACGAGGAUUUAAGUGUAGCUGAUACGGAAGAAAUUUUGAAUAGUCUCAAACAGGGACAGCAGCCUCGCCCGGGACCACGUAAUGGACGAUUUGCCUCCGAACCAGUGGGUCAGCUGACCUCGCUUACCGAGGAACCGAAAGGCCCUGGUUUUGGGCUGCAGGCAGGACUGUAGAUUUGCUAAUCGUUAUUCUAUCGCGUCCUAGUUGAAGGAAUAAAAACUCAAAAACCAAUCACCUGCUGUGUAAAAUAUAUCAGUUACAGUAAGGUAUAGUUU